Aureobasidium namibiae CBS 147.97 is the source of this 1497-nucleotide messenger RNA. RefSeq lists its product as uncharacterized. The transcript has a single exon. NCBI's taxonomy places the organism in Eukaryota, Fungi, Ascomycota, Dothideomycetes, Dothideales, Saccotheciaceae. The record is from RefSeq and is a predicted model, not a curated record. The coding region runs from base 1 to 1497 and encodes 498 amino acids.
AUGACAGAAGCCGGACGCUCCACGCGUGGAAAAUAUGCGAAGCUCGAGGAUGUUCAAUUCGCUGCUGCCAUGAUACGGGAUCUCGGCUUGGAUCGCCUGAGCCCGUCAAGCCGGCCGAGAUUCUUGAUUCAUGACAGAGAAUAUCCUUAUCAUGAGAUAGCACGACGUGUGCAAAGAGCGAAGAAGUCAGGCACUUGGAUCCAGAAAUCAUUUGGUGCCAAACCACCACCUGCCCACAUCCAGAUUAUACCUGCUCGAACCAACGCCACCAACGUCGAUGUGUCUUCGACAAACAACUGCCAACAUGCACAUGAUGAUAUCUCCACCGUGAGUGUCAUUGAUCGGGAAGGACAAACGGAAUACGUGUUUGACUACUGCGCUCAUCUGCUGGCCUACCAGAACAACAUGAGAAUUCUCACCACACCAUCUGAUCCGGACGCGAUGCAGAAGACCGCGAGACUUUGCUACCACAUCUCAAGAUAUCUCAAAGGAGCUCAGGACAAAAAACUCUUCGUCAGCAACGACGCAGGAGAAUUGAUCAGUCGUUCUUCCGCCAGAAGUUUAAUCAAUCUCAACAACUUCUACAAAUACUGUAUCGUUGCAAUCGAUCUUUGGGAUAGGCAAUACUGGCGCCAGGGAACUGCUCUACUUGUUCGAGCUCUGGAGCUUGUCGAGAUAGUGUUGAAGGAGCAAGACCCUAAGAUGCUGGACGUUCUCUGCGAUUUGUGCAUCCUGCUUCCGACCAGGGGGUACGGACAACUGUAUGAGAUAUUGCAGCACAAGCUAUGCAGCUUGGUUGAGCGGAGAGCUCGAAGAGAGCUCGAACAACAACAUCCCUGGGCGCAGAUAUUUGCUGUCAUCAAAAAAUUGCCCAGCACAGAGGUAGUCGCGACCUUGCAGCAAAGCUGGAAAUGUGGUUACGAUCAUAUAACGGAACUGCUCCCAGAAGACCCGUGGGACGCCAUGAACAUAUCCUGUCAUUCGAACUAUCAGUUGCGCAUUGGCGAGAACGUGCAACAGCAUUGGGAUAUGCUAUUGACACGAUCGACUCAGUUGCAGCACAGCGAUGCCAGCGACAUGCAGCGGCAAUUUGCAUGUGGCAAGAUCUUUCACUUGCAAGGCAACCAUCGUGGAGCCUUGAACAUCAUGGAGAAGAUUUUUUUGCAAUGCGAUCAGGCAAAACAAGAGGGUGAAAACAAGUGGAAGCCGAUGGAGAUCGAGGCUCUCGAAGUGUCGGCUCGCUGCCACUAUGCCAUUCACAAGACAACACCAAGAUCUGUGAAGAUGGCGACUGUGGAGAUGGCGACUGCGGAAGAUGUGCUUGAGGAGGCCAUCAAGAAGAGUAAAGAACUCCACGGCAUCCAAUCCGCGACCACAAUCGCGUUGCAGCACACCUUGUGGCUCUGGUUCACGGAACAGGGUCGAAGUGAUGAAGCCGAUCUGCUAAGGAAAACCAUGGAUUAUGCAGUGGGUGAAAAGGAGACACCAGAAACAUGA